Messenger RNA from Lutra lutra (Eurasian river otter), 3532 nucleotides. It is a transcript of the gene LOXL4, whose product is annotated as lysyl oxidase like 4. Gene Ontology annotation, biological process: peptidyl-lysine oxidation. The transcript is spliced from 15 exons. NCBI's taxonomy places the organism in Eukaryota, Metazoa, Chordata, Mammalia, Carnivora, Mustelidae. The coding region runs from base 241 to 2568 and encodes 775 amino acids. Gene Ontology annotation, molecular function: copper ion binding; protein-lysine 6-oxidase activity. The record is from RefSeq and is a predicted model, not a curated record. Gene Ontology annotation, cellular component: membrane.
CUGUCUCGCGUUGUCCUGUCUGUCCCACUUCUGUCUCUCUGUGAGGCUGCCAGCCUCUGAAGGUUCCUGAAGGCUGGGGGCUGGGAGAGGUGGGGGUCCCAUGGGCAGAUGGCCUAGCCUCCUAGUCGCUCACCAACCUGCUUCCAAGGGAAGUGACCAAAUUAGGGAGCUUGGCCCAAGGCCCGCCCAGGGUGGCUGGCCCCAGCCCGUCCGGGGUGCCUGCGUGUCUUGUUUGUGAACAUGCUGUGUGUAACCAUUUCUCUGCCCUCAUCGAGGAAGAAGCAAGGAAAGGGGCAAGGUGCCUUGGCCCCGGCUGCCCUCGAAGUCAUCAGGAUGUGGUCCCUACCGGCCGCCCUCUCCCUGCUCCUGCUGCUGCUGCUGCAGGCACCCCCUUGCAGUCUGCAGUCGCCGAACCCCGCGAAGCUGCGGCUGGUGGGUCCAGGGAGCAGGCCAGAGGAGGGCCGCCUGGAGGUGCUCCACCAGGGCCAGUGGGGUACCGUGUGUGAUGAUGACUUCGCUCUCCAGGAGGCCACCGUGGCCUGCCGCCAACUGGGCUUUGAAACAGCCCUGACCUGGGCCCACAGUGCCAAGUAUGGUCAAGGGGAGGGACCCAUCUGGCUGGACAAUGUGCGCUGUAUGGGCACAGAGAGCUCCCUGGACCAGUGCAGGUCCAAUGGCUGGGGUGUCAGUGACUGCAGCCACUCAGAGGACAUCGGGGUGGUGUGCCACCCCCAGCGCCACCGCGGCUAUCUUUCUGAGAGAGUCUCCAAUGCCCUUGGGCCCCAGGGCCGGCGGCUGGAGGAGGUGCGGCUCAAACCCAUCCUCGCCAGUGCCAAGCGGCACAGCCUGGUGACCGAGGGGGCAGUGGAGGUGAAGUACGAGGGCCACUGGCGGCAGGUGUGUGACCAGGACUGGACCAGGAACAACAGCAAGGUGGUGUGUGGCAUGCUGGGCUUCCCCAGCGAGGCACCUGUCAAAAGCCUCUACUACAGGAGAGUCUGGAAUUUGAAGAUGAAGGACCCCAAAUCUAGGUUGAAGGGCCUGACACAGAAGAAUUCCUUCUGGAUCCACCGGGUCAACUGCCUGGGGACAGAGCCCCACCUGGCCAACUGCCAGGUGCAGGUGGCCCCAGCUCAGGACAAGCUGCAGCCGGCCUGCCCGGGCGGCAUGCACGCUGUGGUCAGCUGUGUGGCGGGGCACAAGGAGUCCCGGGCAGAGCAGGAGCUGAAGGUGCGCCUCCGCUCGGGGGCCCAGGUGGGAGAGGGCCGUGUUGAGGUGCUCAUGAACCACCAGUGGGGGACGGUCUGCGACCACGGAUGGAACCUCAUCUCUGCCAGCAUUGUGUGCCGUCAGCUUGGCUUUGGCUCGGCUCAGGAGGCCCUUUUUGGGGCCCAGCUGGGGCAGGGCUUGGGACCCAUCCACUUGAGCGAGGUGCGCUGCAGGGGUUCUGAGCGGACCCUCAGUGACUGCCCCUCACUGGAGGGGUCCCAGAAUGGCUGUAAACAUGAGAAUGACGCUGCCGUCAGGUGCAACAUCCCUGACAUGGGCUUCAAGAAUCAGGUGCGCCUGGCCGGCGGGCGCAACCCCCAGGAGGGUGUGGUGGAAGUGCAGGUGGAGGUGAACGGAGUCCGGCGCUGGGGGGCCGUGUGCAGUGACCACUGGGGGCUCACUGAAGCCAUGGUGGCCUGCCGACAGCUCGGCCUGGGUUUUGCCAACCAUGCAAUCAAGGACACCUGGUACUGGCAGGGGACGCCAGGGGCCACCGACGUGGUGAUGAGCGGCGUGCGCUGCUCGGGCACAGAGCUGGCCCUGCAGCAGUGUCAGAGACAUGGGCCGGUGCUCUGCUCCCACGGCUCAGGGCGCUCCUCGGCCGGGGUCUCCUGCACAGACAGCGCUCCAGACCUGGUGAUGAACGCCCAGCUCGUGCAGGAGACCGCCUACCUGGAGGACCGGCCGCUCAGCCAGCUGUACUGCGCGCACGAAGAGAACUGCCUCUCCCGGUCUGCCGACCACAUGGACUGGCCCUAUGGCUACCGGCGCCUCCUGCGCUUCUCCUCCCAGAUCUAUAACCUAGGCCGGGCCGACUUCCGUCCCAAGACAGGACGCCACAGCUGGAUUUGGCACCAGUGCCACAGGCACUACCACAGCAUCGAGGUCUUCACCCACUAUGACCUCCUCACUCUCAACGGCUCCAAGGUGGCUGAGGGGCACAAGGCCAGCUUCUGCCUGGAGGACACACACUGCCCCCCAGGACUGCAGAAGCGCUAUGCGUGUGCCAACUUUGGGGAGCAGGGAGUGACUGUCGGCUGCUGGGACACCUACCGGCAUGACAUCGAUUGCCAGUGGGUGGAUAUCACAGAUGUGGGCCCUGGGAAUUACAUCUUCCAGGUGGUUGUGAACCCCCAGUUCGAGGUGGCGGAGUCUGAUUUCUCGAACAACAUGAUGCGGUGCCACUGCAAGUAUGAUGGGCACCGGGUGUGGCUGCACAACUGCCACACAGGGGAUUCCUACCGAGCUAAUUCAGAGCUCUCCCUGGAGCAGGAGCGUCUCAGGAACAACUUCAUCUGAAGCCAUGACUGCACACUUCCGGCUGCUGCCCACACACCAGAUACCUCAGCUUACUGGAGCCAUGCCCUUCGCAGAGCCCUAACUCAGAGGGAAAGGGGUCAGUGCCAAGGGGCACCAAGAACUGCUCAGGAAGCCUUUUGAUGGCAAGGUCACCAAACCAAAAUGGUACUGUUCCCUCAGGAGGACUCUGGGCCUGUCCCCUAAGGGCCUUUGGUCUAUGGUCUCUGGCCUCCAGGCUUUGUUGAGCUGAGCUCGUCUUCCACAAGGAGACCCAGUCCUUACUGGAUCUUGCCCCAGAGUUCCUGAUUCAGGAGCAAUUAGAGAUGGACUAUGGCUCAGUCCCCCAUUUGAAUGGUGCUUUGCAAAUGUCUUGGAGGAGUAGGGGACAAAAGGAUAAAAAUACACGGAAGAUAGGAUUAACUCUGCUAAAAGCUCAAAGUCACAACUGGCAGAGAUGCUGAUGAAUCCAGGCCCUCAUUUGGUCUGUGCUCAUUUAGAACUCACCUGUUAUUCCUAAGAAUCCACUCUAGUGCCUUUACCUUUAUCCUACCACACAUAUGGGUGUUUCUAUGCUUCUGGAAGCAUAGGCCUCAGGCAUCCCCUUAUCUCCUGAUGAGCCAAUACCACCAGUUACUGAGUGCUUGAGAAGGGGCAGGAUUUGCAGAGCUGGCCAGAUGAGGCCUUCCUACAGAACAGCAAGAGAAGGCCAAGCAGAAAGAUUGCUGCGGUGGUAUGGACUCCAGCCCCUGCCAUGGCCUCUGCCAUGGAAAAAAUAUAUAUAUGCCAUUCCCCUGGCAGGCAAUCCAGUCUCCCUCAAGAUCAUUGUACGUCUCAGGGCUGGCCUAAAUUUCAGGUCUCAACUAAGCUUCUGGAGUGAACUUCGCAUGGAAUAAAUUAGAUACACAUAAGAGAUGAUUUUUACAGGUUUGAUGCUCUAAUCCCAAUAAAGGUUGCUCACUAUGGA